UAGUUAAUGAAAGUAAAUGUACACGGUCGGGGAGACCUGAAACUGGCCUGUAUUCUCCAUGGUGAUCCAAUAACCUGGCCUCUGGCAAUCCGCGGCUGUUUGUUGACAUCUAAACGGGAUAAAGCUGCUUUCAGUCCUGCCUCGACAAGAUGAAUGACACUAUGGAUAUGGAUACAUCAACUGCAAAUUAUUCAGUUGUUCACCUGGAUGCCCCAAUUCUCCCAGACAAGUCGGACAUCUCCAACAUGACCAUUAUCCAAACAGCAAACGGGUCAAUCAUAGAGGAUGAGAUGUUUUUAAAUACAGUGGCUGCUCAGGCUCUGGCUGGGAUAUUUGUCUGCUCUGCCCUGCUCAUAACCUGUCACCAGAUCUAUACGCAUCUUCGGUCCUACACCGUACCGAAUGAGCAGCGCUACAUCAUCCGCAUCCUGUUCAUCGUCCCCGUCUAUGCCUUUGACUCUUGGCUCAGCCUCCUCUUCAUCAGCAAUGACCAGUACUACGUCUACUUCGAUUCGGUCCGGGAUUGCUACGAAGCGUUCGUCAUCUACAACUUCCUGAGCUUGUCCUUCGAGUAUCUGGGAGGAGAGAGCGCCAUCAUGUCCGAGAUCCGAGGGAAGCCCAUACAGUCCAGUUGCCUUUAUGGUACGUGCUGCCUCGCCGGAAUGAGCUAUUCCAUCGGCUUUUUAAGAUUCUGCAAACAGGCGACUCUCCAGUUCUGUGUUGUCAAACCCAUCAUGGCAGUCAUCACCAUCGUCCUGCAGGCCUUUGGCAAAUAUCACGACGGAGAUUUUAAUGUGAAUGGAGGAUACCUGUACAUCACCAUCAUCUACAACUUCUCCGUCAGCCUGUCCCUCUACGCUCUCUUCCUCUUCUUCUUCGCCACGAGUGACCUGCUCAGGCCGUACGAACCGGUGCUCAAAUUUCUCACAAUCAAAUCCGUCAUCUUCCUGUCCUUCUGGCAAGGAAUGGUCCUGGCCAUCCUGGAACGGUGCGGCGUCAUCCCCAACGCGCUUUUCAUCGACGGGCAGGAGGUGGGCGCCGGCACGGUGGCGGCGGGCUGGCAGAACUUCAUCACCUGCAUUGAGAUGUUCUUCGCCGCCAUCGCCCUCCGGUACGCCUUCACCUGCACCGUCUACCAGGAGAAGAAGAACGACGUGCCAGAUAACAUCCCCCCGAUGCAGAGCAUCUCCAGCGGCCUGAAGGAAACCAUAAACCCCGGGGACAUGGUGCAGGAUGCCAUCCACAACUUCUCCCCCGCCUAUCAGCAGUACACCCAGCAGUCCACGCAGGAGGUGACGCAGCCCAGCGCCAACGGGAAAGUGGCCACCGGCAACAUGAGCUCCCGCAAGUCCGACAAAAUCAUGCUGAUUACGUCCGAUGAUGAGUUCUAGGUAUUCCCCCCGCAGCAUCCAGGUGCCCGCGGCCUCGUCCCACCCUUAUCUCUGACCCUCCCCCCUGGACAAACGGCUAUCCCACAUAUCUCACGGAGUCGGACUGAACCCAGGUGUUUAAUUUUCAUCAUUCCAGUAUUUAAGAUUGACUGCCUACUUGUGCUCUGUUUCAGUGAUAAUUUAAGCACCGAAAGACGGAUGAAAUGCAACCACUUUAAAAUUGAUGGCUGGAUAGUCGGAGAACUGAUCUGCCUCCAUCUCGCAGCCAUAAUCAGGAAAAUGACAUGUCACCUUCGCUUCAUCACAGAAGUCUGGGGAUGUGCGUUUUUUCUUUAAAUCAAGCCGCUGGGUGUUCAGCUGCGUCCCUGAUGCCGCUUCUGUCUCUGUCAUUACACCGCCGCCGCUCUCCGGCCGUCUGAAGCACGCUCCCUCUGAAUCAUGUCAGUUUCAAAGAGGAGAUGAUUAAUAUAUGACUCUAGGUGGGAGGCGGGGAAGCCGGCGAUGGCUGAGAAUGGCACUUCACGGACCGUUUCUCACGUCUGCUUUUGUGAAGUGUUUGCCGAGCGUUCCCCCGCGUGGUUUCCUGACAAAUGGACGGAUUUGUUCAAAGACGCAUUCGUUUUUGAGCAGCCACUUCAAGCUGCAGACUCUACUUUUUGCAUCUACCAGAGCAGGGAUGAAUUGGAAAAAAGAAAAGGGACAGAGUGGGAGUUUGAAUAUUCUCAUUAAUUUUCCCAGCAUGCUAACGAGCCAAACUAUCAGUUAGAUGGCAGUUAACAGACCGGAUGGAACCGGUCGUAUCUACCAAUGUGAUGGAGAACUUCUUGUAACUUUCAGAGAUUGUGAAAUGCGUGCACAAUUUGUUUAGUGUUAUGUUUUUAAAAUCUCUACUUGUGUUUUUAAAAAUGGUUUGAAUUAUAAAGUGUUAGGGUUUUUCUGUAUUUAUUGUUUGAGGUUUAGAUGGAAAGACUUCAGUCAAUUUGUCUGGAGACGAGAAACAAAGAAAUGUGCACUGUUGGGCUUUCAAGAAACGUCAUAUGUGGAAGAAACGAGAAGUUAUGACGGACUAACUGUUGUACAUUAAGCCCUCAUUUAAUUAACUUUUAUACUCCUUUUUUUGCCAAUGAUGGCUGUCUUUGUGGGACAGCAAAAGCGUACAGGUGAAUAAAAAGCAUCCUCAGUAGCUAAAGUCUUGUAGUUUUGCUUAGCUUGUGUGCAAAAUAAAAUAUUGUUUGCAUGCA
Cololabis saira (Pacific saury) is the source of this 2632-nucleotide messenger RNA. It is a transcript of the gene tmem184a, whose product is annotated as transmembrane protein 184a. Gene Ontology annotation, molecular function: transporter activity. Gene Ontology annotation, cellular component: early endosome membrane. The transcript has 9 exons. The record is from RefSeq and is a predicted model, not a curated record. NCBI's taxonomy places the organism in Eukaryota, Metazoa, Chordata, Actinopteri, Beloniformes, Belonidae. Gene Ontology annotation, biological process: transport. The coding region runs from base 150 to 1391 and encodes 413 amino acids.